GCGGUGGGGGUGCUGUCUUCGCGGGGGGCUGCUGCUCCCUCGCCGGCCCCCGGGACUCCAUGGCUGGAUUGUGGAUCGCUGCACCCGCCGCUUGCAGGUUGUUGAGCUGCUGAUGGGACGAUCGCGGGCACCGGCGGUUCCGGAAGAAAUGUUUAACUUGAUAAAUUGGAGGAAAAAAACAUGGAAUUUUAGCAACUGAGGAACAAAUUAAGGUUUCAGAUUUGGGACACUGGUGUUUAUUUUGAGGACUUUUUCUUUCUCUUCCUGAGACUUUUAUAUUUUUUUAAGUCAUUGGUCUUGGAGUAUAGAAGAGAAGCCAGAACUAUUUUGUUUCACAUUUGAAACACUCAUUGUUGAGGAAUUCACAGCCCAUUGCACAGACAUGCGGCCGACCCAGCUCCUGAUCUUCACGAUGCUCUUGGCGCCACUCGUUCACGGUGGCAAGCACAAUGAGAGACAUCCAUCCCUCGCUGCUUCAUUGCGACACCCUGAACACAGUCCAGGAGGCGCGCUACCUCCCAGACAUCUCCUCCAGCAGCCAGCCGCAGAGCGAGCCACGCCUCAUCGCGGACCAGGGCCCCGUGGAGCUGCCAGAGGAGUUCGUGGUCCAGGUUCUUCGCAAGGAGCACAGAUUUCAGCCCAAGCCUUCAGCCGAGCCCCAAUUCCCAUGGCCGUGGUCCGCAGAGAGCUGUCCUGUGAGAGUUACCCCAUAGAGCUCCGCUGUCCAGGAACAGAUGUUAUCAUGAUUGAAAGUGCCAACUACGGGAGGACUGACGACAAAAUCUGUGACUCCGACCCUGCUCAGAUGGAGAACAUCCGAUGUUACCUACCAGAUGCCUAUAAGAUUAUGUCUCAAAGAUGCAAUAACAGAACCCAGUGUGCUGUGGUGGCUGGCCCUGAUGUGUUCCCAGACCCAUGCCCGGGAACCUAUAAGUACCUUGAAGUGCAGUACGAAUGCGUCCCUUAUAAAGUGGAACAAAAAGUUUUUCUUUGUCCCGGACUACUAAAAGGCGUGUACCAGAGUGAACAUCUGUUUGAGUCUGACCACCAAUCUGGGGCAUGGUGUAAAGACCCUCUGCAGGCUUCUGAUAAGAUUUAUUAUAUGCCCUGGACCCCAUACAGAACUGACACCCUGACUGAGUAUUCAUCCAAAGAUGACUUCAUUGCUGGAAGACCGACCACUACUUACAAGCUUCCUCAUCGGGUGGAUGGCACGGGGUUUGUAGUGUACGAUGGAGCCCUGUUCUUCAAUAAAGAGCGCACCAGGAACAUAGUCAAGUUUGAUUUGCGGACUAGGAUAAAGAGUGGAGAGGCUAUCAUUGCCAAUGCCAACUACCAUGACACCUCCCCUUACCGAUGGGGAGGCAAAUCGGACAUCGACUUAGCUGUGGAUGAAAAUGGGCUCUGGGUUAUCUAUGCAACAGAACAAAACAAUGGUAAAAUUGUCAUUAGUCAACUGAACCCUUACACCCUGCGGAUUGAAGGGACGUGGGAUACUGCGUAUGAUAAAAGGUCAGCUUCUAAUGCGUUUAUGAUCUGUGGGAUUCUGUAUGUGGUCAAGUCUGUAUAUGAGGAUGAUGACAAUGAAGCCACUGGGAACAAGAUUGACUAUAUUUACAACACUGACCAAAGCAAGGACAGUCUGGUGGAUGUACCCUUUCCCAACUCCUACCAGUACAUAGCAGCCGUGGAUUACAAUCCCAGGGACAAUUUACUCUAUGUAUGGAAUAACUAUCAUGUCGUGAAAUAUUCCUUGGAUUUUGGACCUUUGGAUAGCAGAUCAGGACAGACGCAUCAUGGACAAGUUUCUUACAUCUCUCCACCAAUUCACCUGGACUCUGAGCUAGAAAGACCUCCUGUGAGAGGAAUGUCUACCACAGGCCCUCUUGGCAUGGGAAGUACAACCACCAGUACUACACUUCGGACCACAACCUGGAGUGCAGGACGAAGCACCACCCCCUCCGUGCCAGGAAGGAGAAACCGGAGCACAAGCACCCCAUCUCCAGCUGUGGAGAUUCUUGAUGAGGUCACUACACACAUGCCCUCAGCACCCUCCCAAAUCCCAGCACAGGAAGACAGCUGUGAGGCUGUGGAAGCCCGGGAAAUCCUGUGGUUUAAGACGCGUCAAGGACAAAUAGCAAAGCAGCCGUGCCCAGCAGGAACAAUAGGUGUGUCGACGUACCUCUGCCUUGCUCCAGAUGGAAUCUGGGAUCCACAGGGACCAGACCUCAGCAACUGUUCUUCUCCUUGGGUCAAUCACAUAACACAGAAGUUGAAAUCUGGAGAAACAGCUGCCAACAUUGCCAGAGAGCUGGCUGAACAGACGAGAAAUCAUCUGAAUGCAGGGGACAUCACCUACUCAGUCCGGGCCAUGGACCAGCUGGUCGGCCUCCUAGAUGUCCAGCUGAGGAACUUGACUCCAGGUGGCAAGGACAGUGCUGCGCGGAGCCUGAACAAGCUUCAGAAAAGAGAGCGCUCUUGCAGAGCCUAUGUCCAGGCCAUGGUAGAGACAGUUAACAAUCUCCUUCAGCCACAAGCGCUGAAUGCUUGGAAAGACUUGACUACAAGUGAUCAACUCCGUGCAGCUACCAUGUUGCUGGACACUGUGGAGGAGAGUGCUUUCGUGCUGGCUGAUAACCUUUUGAAGACUGACAUUGUCAGAGAGAACACAGACAAUAUCCAAUUGGAAGUUGCAAGGCUGAGUACAGAAGGAAACUUAGAAGACCUGAAAUUUCCAGAAAACCUGGGCCAUGGAAGCACCAUCCAGCUUUCUGCAAAUACACUGAAACAAAAUGGACGGAAUGGAGAGAUCAGAGUAGCCUUUGUCUUAUAUAACAACUUGGGUCCUUAUUUGUCCACGGAGAAUGCCAGUAUGAAGUUGGGAAUGGAAGCGAUGUCCACAAAUCAUUCUGUCAUCGUCAAUUCCCCUGUUAUUACAGCAGCAAUAAACAAAGAGUUCAGUAAUAAAGUUUAUUUGGCUGAUCCUGUGGUGUUUACGGUUAAACAUAUCAAGCAGUCAGAAGAAAAUUUCAACCCUAACUGUUCAUUUUGGAGCUAUUCCAAGCGUACAAUGACAGGCUAUUGGUCCACACAAGGCUGUCGACUCUUGACAACAAAUAAGACACAUACUACAUGUUCCUGUAAUCACCUAACCAAUUUUGCAGUACUCAUGGCACAUGUGGAAGUUAAGCACAGUGACGCUGUCCACGACCUUCUCCUGGAUGUGAUCACGUGGGUUGGCAUUCUGCUGUCUCUUGUGUGUCUCCUGAUUUGCAUCUUCACCUUCUGCUUCUUCCGUGGCCUCCAGAGUGACCGUAACACCAUCCACAAGAACCUUUGCAUCAGCCUCUUCGUAGCCGAGCUGCUCUUCCUCAUCGGGAUCAAUCGGACUGACCAACCAAUUGCCUGUGCUGUUUUUGCUGCCCUCUUACAUUUCUUCUUCCUGGCUGCCUUCACCUGGAUGUUCCUGGAGGGAGUUCAGCUGUACAUCAUGCUGGUGGAGGUUUUUGAGAGCGAGCACUCACGGAGGAAGUACUUUUAUCUGGUGGGCUACGGCAUGCCUGCUCUCAUUGUGGCCGUGGCCGCCGCUGUGGACUACAGAAGUUAUGGAACAGACAAAGUAUGUUGGCUCAGACUUGACACCUACUUCAUUUGGAGUUUUAUAGGACCAGCGACCUUGAUAAUUAUGCUUAAUGUAAUCUUCCUUGGGAUUGCUUUAUAUAAAAUGUUUCAUCACACUGCCAUACUGAAACCUGAAUCAGGCUGCCUCGAUAAUAUCAAGUCGUGGGUUAUAGGUGCAAUAGCUCUGCUCUGCCUGUUGGGAUUGACAUGGGCCUUUGGACUCAUGUAUAUUAAUGAAAGCACAGUCAUCAUGGCAUAUCUCUUCACCAUUUUCAAUUCUCUACAGGGAAUGUUUAUAUUCAUUUUCCAUUGUGUCCUACAGAAGAAGGUACGAAAAGAGUAUGGGAAAUGCCUACGCACACAUUGCUGUAGUGGUAAAAGUACAGAGAGCUCCAUUGGCUCAGGGAAAACUUCUGGCUCUCGAACUCCUGGACGCUACUCCACAGGCUCACAGAGCCGAAUCCGUAGAAUGUGGAAUGACACGGUUCGAAAGCAAUCAGAGUCCUCCUUUAUUACUGGGGAUAUCAACAGUUCAGCCUCACUCAACAGAGGAGUCAUGGCUAAUCAUCUUAUAAGCAAUGCUCUGCUUCGUCCGCAUGGUACUAACAAUCCCUAUAAUACAUUGCUUGGGGAACCGGCGGUCUGUAACAACCCUUCUGUCAGCAUGUACAACACACAAGAGGGGCUUCUGAACAAUGCCAGGGAUACAAGUGUCAUGGAUACUCUACCACUGAAUGGUAACCAUGGCAACAGUUACAGCAUCGCCAGCGGCGAAUACCUGAGCAACUGUGUGCAAAUAAUAGACCGUGGCUAUACCCACAACGAGACGGCCCUAGAGAAAAAGAUCCUGAAGGAACUCACUUCCAACUACAUCCCUUCCUACCUGAACAACCACGAGCGCUCCAGCGAGCAAAACCGCAACCUGAUGAACAAGCUGGUGAAUAACCUCGGCAGUGGAAGUGAAGAUGACGCCAUUGUCCUGGAUGAUGCCACGUCCUUCAACCACGAGGAAAGCCUGGGCCUGGAACUCAUUCAUGAAGAAUCCGAUGCUCCUUUGCUGCCCCCACGAGUGUACUCCACAGAGAACCACCAGCCGCACCACUACACCCGAAGGAGGAUCCCCCAAGACCACAGUGAGAGCUUUUUCCCUCUGCUGACCAACGAGCACACGGAAGAUCUCCAGUCACCCCACAGGGACUCUCUCUACACCAGCCUGCCAGCUCUGGCUGCUGGGCCCAACGCGGAGAGUGUGACCACCAGCACCCAGACCGAAACCCCCGCGGCCAAAGGUGGGGAGGCCGAAGACGUUUACUACAAAAGCAUGCCAAACCUAGGCUCCAGAAACCACGUCCAUCAGCUGCACACCUACUACCAGCUAGGGCGAGGCAGCAGCGACGGAUUCAUAGUUCCUCCCAACAAGGAUGGAACCUCUCCAGAGGGAAGUUCCAAAGGACCUGCCCAUCUGGUCACCAGUCUCUAGAAGAUGACCCGCGGGAGAUGGAAAACCCCCCAGGAAACUGCUCACGACACCUGCGGACUGUGCCGCCUUCACCGAAGCGCUGGCGACUGUGUGCGCUCCGCAAUCUCUAUGCUCUUCUCGAAAGACAAACACAAACUCUCUGACUUGAUGAGUUUCUUU
Perognathus longimembris pacificus (Pacific pocket mouse) is the source of this 5260-nucleotide messenger RNA. RefSeq names its product adhesion G protein-coupled receptor L3 (gene Adgrl3). The transcript has 26 exons. Lineage: Eukaryota; Metazoa; Chordata; Mammalia; Rodentia; Heteromyidae. Gene Ontology annotation, biological process: synapse assembly; cell surface receptor signaling pathway; brain development. Gene Ontology annotation, molecular function: G protein-coupled receptor activity; carbohydrate binding. Gene Ontology annotation, cellular component: cell-cell junction; axon; glutamatergic synapse. The record is from RefSeq and is a predicted model, not a curated record. The coding region runs from base 383 to 5101 and encodes 1572 amino acids.